AUGGCCCCGCAGCUUGAAAAUGGCUGGACAUCGUUCACGACAGCUCUACUUUCCCCAGACGCGAAACGACGAGGAAUCAUGUUCCAACUACCUAACCCACCUCCUCGAAAACCACUAGUGCUCCCCGCCCUUGAAGAAUUCAUCUGCUCACAACCAGGCACCUUGGCUUGUCGCAAUUUUCGUCCACCGGACGUUUCAGUUACUCAGCCAUCGAGAAAUGAGCGGUCUCUGAUAUCGAAAAUACGUUCCUGCAUAUCCCAAAAGAAGAGAGCAAAGCAUAACAAUGAGGACCGGGUUGAGGAAGCAGUCUCGUCUAUCAAACCAAGCAAGGGCAAGAAGCAGCUGGCAAGUCGAGUUGGGACUGUCAUAAAGAAUGUUUUGCGAUGGCUCGCGGGGCCGACUCCCGAGCUGAAGUAG
Coprinopsis cinerea okayama7#130 is the source of this 417-nucleotide messenger RNA. RefSeq lists its product as hypothetical. The coding region runs from base 1 to 417 and encodes 138 amino acids. The record is from RefSeq and is a predicted model, not a curated record. NCBI's taxonomy places the organism in Eukaryota, Fungi, Basidiomycota, Agaricomycetes, Agaricales, Psathyrellaceae. The transcript has 4 exons.